Sarcophilus harrisii (Tasmanian devil) is the source of this 1129-nucleotide messenger RNA. Its product is annotated as keratin-associated protein 4-12-like. The coding region runs from base 166 to 648 and encodes 160 amino acids. NCBI's taxonomy places the organism in Eukaryota, Metazoa, Chordata, Mammalia, Dasyuromorphia, Dasyuridae. The record is from RefSeq and is a predicted model, not a curated record. Gene Ontology annotation, cellular component: keratin filament. The transcript has a single exon.
GGCUCAUUUUCCCCUUCUUGCUAAACAAUAAUGAGGAAAUAAGCUAUUACUGCUGAUGAUGACUGCCAUUCAGGAUAGUAUAAAAGAGCCCUGUGGGGUUAGGAGACUUACAAACAAGUCAUUCACUCACCUGGAAACAAACCAGACACUCAAUCCACCAACACCAUGUCCUGUUGUGGCUCCACCUGCUGUGGCCAAAGCUGUGGCUCUGGCUGCUGUGCCCCCUGCUGCUGCCGAACUUGCUGUUGCUUCCGGCCUCCCUGCUACCAGAGUACCUGCUGCAGGACCACCUGCUACAGGCCCACCUGCAUUGUGUCCACCUGCUGCCGCCCCAGCUGCUGUGGGUCCAGCUGCUGCCGCCCCAGCUGCUGUGGGUCCAGCUGCUGCCAGCCCUGCUGCCGCCCAGCUGCUGUGGGUCCAGCUGCUGCCAGCCCUGCUGCCGCCCUAGCUGCUGUGGGUCCAGCUGCUGCCAGCCCUGCUGUGGGUCCAGCUGCUGCCAGCCCUGCUGCCGCCCUAGUUGCUGUGGGUCCAGCUGCUGCCAGCCUUGCUGCCGCCCUACUUGCUGCCAAACCACCUGCUGUAGAACUACCUGCUGCCGCCCAGCCUGCUGUGGCUCCUCUUGCUGCUAAAUGUAUGGAUCAUGCAUGACUGCUCACUAUUUUCACCCCAUUCCAGAGAGGUAUCAGUUCCUUUACUGAUGUGACUCAAUAUGAGUAAAGUUUGUACAAUCAGCCAAUUAUAAGCUGAUCACAAGAGACCCAUUUGGAAACCUCCAUCGGUGGCUGGCCAUUUAAAUUCCUUCUUCAGUGCAGGCUAUCACCUCUCUGUUGUUCUUUUCCUCUUGCAUGAUCAACAGCUUUUAAUUUAAUUUUAAGCCUCCCAAGUCAAACUCUAAUCUGAUCCUCCAACCUUCUGUCUUUCUUCUUGGCAUUCAAUUCACCAGACUAUGCUGUAUGAGAAGAAAAUUAACUGCUAUACUUUAUCUCACUCUAAAAUUUUAGGACUGAGAUUCCAAAAAUGUUUCCUUCCUCGAUUCCCUCUUAUGCUGAUUUUCCAUUGCCUUCAUGCUUGGCAAUUUCUAAAUAAAACUCAGGUCUCCUGGCAAUAAACAAACAAACAAAAAAGUAAA